GGAAGCCACUGGUGUGAGUGACAGGUCUCAUCAUGGAGCUCUUCGGUGGCUUUCUGAAAUGGUUUGGAGUCGAGGCAAGUGAACUCUCUGUGACUGUGUGCCUCUUUCUGCUGUUCCUUUGCCUCCUUUACUGGAGGAGAACGGAGUGAUCUGAUCAGAUUUCAAUCACACGGGCCUGUGCACUUAUCUUUUAAAUGUCAUCCUGUUUGAAUGCAGACAGUGUCCAGAUUGUGGAUCCAUUUUAAUGUCAUUCGAGGACAGGGUUGAAGGAAAACUUUUACAUCCAGGACAAAUGCCUGAGGAAUACCACUGUGGCAACAGUCAACAGGGUAUUCUGUCUACCCCUUCUCCGUCUUGGAACGCUGCGGAAUCAGACAUCCAAAGCCAUCACCAUUUUUUGGUAACCUCAUGCUGUUUCGAAACGGUUUUUUUGGAGCACAUAGAGACCUUAUAAACAAAUAUGGACGAGUUUGUGGUUAUUAUUUAGCACGGAGGCCUGUUGUGGUAGUAGCAGACCCCGAUAUGCUCAGACAUGUGAUGGUGAAAGAAUUCAGUAAAUUCCCCAACAGGAUGACAAUAAGAGGCGGCACUAAACCCAUGAGCGAGAGUCUGAUUAUGCUAAAGGACGAACGCUGGAAACGUGUCCGCAGCAUCCUCACACCAUCCUUCAGUGCGGCCAAGAUGAAAGAGAUGGUUCCUCUCAUCAACACAGCAACAGAGACAUUACUGAGAAACCUGAAGACCCAUGCCAAGUCUGGUGACAGCUUUGACAUCCACAAGUGUUUUGGCUGCUUCACAAUGGAUGUGAUUGCCAGUGUGGCGUUUGGUACACAGGUGGACUCUCAGAACAAUCCAGAUGACCCGUUCGUGCACCACGCCUCCAAGUUCUUCUCUUUCACCUUCUUCCAACCCAUCAUGAUUUUCUUCCUUGCAUUUCCAUUCCUCAUCGCGCCCCUUGCUGGUCUACUCCCAAAUAAAUCGAGAGAUGAAAUGAACCGUUUUUUUAUCAGCUGUAUCCAGAAGAUCAUUAAACAGAGGGAUGAUCUGCCCCCAGAACAGCGACGACGAGAUUUCCUGCAGCUGAUGCUGGAUGUGAGAAGCAACAGUGAGUGUUUGUCUCUGGAGCAUUUCGAUGUGGUAAACCAUGCUGAUGAACAGGCUUGCACAGAGCAGGGAACAGCCAACGGACAGGAAAACAGUCCUGGCCAUGAAUCCAGCAGGCGCACCCAGCAGAAGAGAAUGAUGACAGAAGAUGAGAUUGUGGGUCAGGCAUUCAUCUUCCUGUUAGCUGGCUAUGAGACGAGCAGCAACACACUAGCGUUCACGUGCUACCUGUUAGCAAUCAACCCAGACUGCCAGGCCAAAGCCCAACAGGAAGUGGACGAAUUCUUCACCACACAUGAGACAGUCAAUUACACUAAUGUCCAAGAGCUGAAAUAUUUAGACAUGGUCAUCUGUGAGGCCCUCAGACUCUAUCCACCUGCGUUCAGGUUUGCACGAGAAAUAGAGCAAGACUGUGUGGUAAAUGGCCAGUUUUUGCCAAAAGGGGUGUCCAUGGAAAUCCCUGCAGGUUUCCUUCACCGUGACCCAGAGCACUGGCCCGAACCGGAAAAAUUCAUACCCGAGAGAUUCACUCCAGAAGCCAAGGCCAGCCGGCACCCAUUUGUAUAUCUGCCGUUUGGAGCAGGGCCACGCAGCUGUGUGGGCAUGAGAUUGGCUCAGCUGGAGAUAAAAGUGGCUCUGGUGCACAUAUUGAGAAGGUUCAAUGUUAUGGCCUGCGAGGACACUGAGGUUCCUCUGGAGUUAAAGUCAAGUACUACACUUGGACCCAAGAAUGGAAUUCUUGUCAAAAUCACCAAAAGAGAGAAUUUUGAGGAUGAGUCCUGAUAAGAGUUUCCAUUCCAAGAUUUUACAAUCUGAUUCUUUUCUAAUCAUAUCACUUAAAAUGAACCAAUAUCUAAACUCUUAUUCUGGAAUCAAUUUCAUGUGUCAGUACUAGUCCAGGCAUCUUUAAGAGACAGUCCUUUAUAUACACACAUUGACCAACAGCUUGUUCUGCUUGUAUGAUCAGUUCAGUGUUGUAAGAGGAAGAUGGACUUAUUUUGUUAUUGAAGCUAAUGAUCAUUUCCCUUAAUUAUAAUGUAAAUAUGAUUAACUAGAUCUAAUUUCAUCAAAACUGCUUUUUUGGGGGCCUGGGUAGCUCAGCGAGUAUUGACGCUGACUACCACCCCUGGAGUUCGAAUCCAUGGUGUACUAAGUGAGUCCAGCCAGGUCUCCUAAGCAACCAAAUUGGCCUGGUUGCUAGGGAGGGUAGAGUCACAUGGGUUAACCUCCUCGUGGUCACGAUUAGGGGUUCUCGCUCUCAAUGGGGCGCGUGGUAAAUUGUGUGUGGAUCGCGGAGAGUAGCAUGAGCCUCCACAUGCUGUGAGUCUCCGCGGUGUCAUGCACAACAAGCCACGUGAUAAAAUGUGCGGAUUGACUGUCUCAGAAGUGGAGGCAACUGAGACUUGUCCUCUGCCACCCAGAUUGAGGUGAGUAACUGUGCCACCAUGAGGACCUACUAAGUAGUGGGAAUUGGGCAUUACAAAAUUGGGGAGAAAAAGGGGAUUAAAAAAAAAAAAAAAAACUGCUUUUUUGUCAGUGCACUGUGUAAUACGAAUAAAAAAACAAGUUCUUUAAAUUUAGAGGUAAAUGUAACUAUAAAAGAAACAAAGCUGCCUAAAUUAAAAAGAGAGGCAUUUAUUGCCAUAUUUCCACUCUAGAAAUGAUUUGAGUGAUUUUGCAUCUUAUAUUAUUAUAUCCUUUAAUUUAUUUUACAUUAAGCUGCAAUGCAGCACCAUAAUAUGAUUGUUGAGGUUCAAGUUGUACUAAGUGCUGCAUUAAGAAAAUGUGAAUGUGAUUUUUUAUUUUACCCAACUUAUGAACAUUAGAAAGAUAACAUUUCAUUUACUCAAAUGAUAAAAAAGUGAAUUCAAAUGACUAAAUUAAAAUUUUCCUUUGUGAGCAUAUUUCAGCUUGCUCACAAGGGUUCUAAAUACAAUUAUUUAAUCAAACUACACAAUGAUCACUCUAAAACUUUAUAGAUAUUAGUUUAAUUUUUUUUUUUUUUUAAAUGCAUGAAGCUGUUCAUGCAUUUAAGCUGUUUUGAAACGAUGUGUGUUGUGAAAAGUGCUAUACAAAUAAAAAUGACGACUUGAUAAA
This is a messenger RNA of Myxocyprinus asiaticus (Chinese sucker), 3201 nucleotides long. Its product is annotated as thromboxane-A synthase-like. Gene Ontology annotation, molecular function: steroid hydroxylase activity; oxidoreductase activity, acting on paired donors, with incorporation or reduction of molecular oxygen; iron ion binding. The transcript is spliced from 14 exons. NCBI's taxonomy places the organism in Eukaryota, Metazoa, Chordata, Actinopteri, Cypriniformes, Catostomidae. The record is from RefSeq and is a predicted model, not a curated record. Bases 409 to 1887 code for a protein of 492 amino acids.